This is a messenger RNA of Pyrgilauda ruficollis (rufous-necked snowfinch), 503 nucleotides long. RefSeq names its product NDUFA4 mitochondrial complex associated like 2 (gene COXFA4L2). The record is from RefSeq and is a predicted model, not a curated record. Bases 96 to 359 code for a protein of 87 amino acids. Lineage: Eukaryota; Metazoa; Chordata; Aves; Passeriformes; Passeridae. The transcript has 4 exons.
CCUCCCAGCCCGGCCGCAGCGCCUCCCUCGCCUCCUGCCCACCCCUCCAUCCUCGCUCGGACCUCGGAGCGCGGCGCAGCGAUCCCACCCUGGCCAUGAAGGGUCCCCUGAGCGGAGGGAUGUUCUCCCGGCAUGUCAAACGGCACCCCGGACUCGUUCCCCUCAUUGGCUUCAUCAGUGUGGGCCUGGGCAGUGCAGUCCUGUACCUGCUGCGCUUGGCGCUGUACAGCCCAGAUGUCAGCUGGGACCGGAAGAAUAAUCCUGAGCCCUGGAACAAGCUGAGCCCCACAGACCAGUACAAAUUUCUGGCAGUUUCCACCGACUACAAGAACCUCAAAAAGGAGCGGCCCAGCUUCUGAGCCACCUCUGGGACGUGCUGGGGUGGAAGGGGAGCCCCCCACAGCCCCCCAAGCUCCACCACAGCUCCCCCAGCACCCCCAAACCAUGUGCUCGUGUCCCACCCCCCAAUAAAGCACAUCCCUGGGGGUGCCCCCUCACCCUCA